This is a messenger RNA of Dacryopinax primogenitus, 2187 nucleotides long. RefSeq names its product O-mannosyltransferase. Gene Ontology annotation, molecular function: dolichyl-phosphate-mannose-protein mannosyltransferase activity. The coding region runs from base 1 to 2187 and encodes 728 amino acids. Gene Ontology annotation, cellular component: membrane; endoplasmic reticulum. The transcript is spliced from 10 exons. Lineage: Eukaryota; Fungi; Basidiomycota; Dacrymycetes; Dacrymycetales; Dacrymycetaceae. Gene Ontology annotation, biological process: protein O-linked glycosylation via mannose. The record is from RefSeq and is a predicted model, not a curated record.
AUGUCAUUUAUGGAGAGAUCUGCUAAUGUAUAUGCCACUGGCAUUAUACUUGGCGCUGUUGCGUUUGCUGUUCGACUGUACAAAAUAAGUAAUCCUGACGAAGUUGUUUUCGAUGAGGUGCAUUUCGGUAAAUUCGCUGCUUACUACAUUCUUAGAGAGUACUACUUCGACGUUCACCCACCAUUGGCAAAACUGCUGCUUGGGGCGGCCGGGUGGUUUGUCGGAUUUGACGGACAAUUUGAUUUCGAAAAUAUUGGGGACAGCUACACAGAGCACCAUGUCCCUUAUAUCGGCAUGCGUGUUCUUCCUGCCGCUUUUGGUAGCUUAACAGUUCCAUUGGCGUUUGCCAUCAUGCGUGAAUGCGGUUACCCUACGCUGGUCGCUGCGUUUUCCGCGUCUCUGAUCUUAUUCGGCAAGUCGCUCGUGCACAACGGACAUGUUGCGCAAGUACGCCUCAUACUAUUGGACGCUGCGCUGGUGUUCUUUAUGACACUCUCGCUGUACUCUUAUAUCCGUUUCCGGAAGCUUCGUUAUUGGGAGUUUACUUUCGAGUGGUGGGCUUGGAUGAUAGCGACUGGGGUCUCUCUGGCUUGCACCCUAGGAUGCAAGAUGGUUGGUCUAUUGACCUUCGCUACAAUUGGGACGGCUGUGUUGGUGGAUCUGUGGAAUUUAUUAGACAUUCGAAAAGGCCUUUCCUUGGAACAUGUGGCCAAGCACUUCUUUGCCAGAGCCCUUGGUUUGAUCGUGAUCCCUUUUGUCGUCUAUCUCUCCUUUUUCUGGAUACACUUCAAGAUUCUUAUUCGUUCUGGCACGGGUGAUUCCUUCAUGAGUCCAGCGUUUCAAGAAACGCUACAAAAUAACGAGAUGCUCCUCAACAGUCAAGAGAUUCGUUAUUACGACACAGUCGCAAUACGUCACAAAGACUCUAAGGUCUAUCUGCAUUCACAUGUGGAGCGAUACCCAUUGCGUUACGAUGACGGCCGAAUCAGCAGCCAAGGCCAACAGGUUACUGGUUAUCCUUUCAAUGAUACAAACAACUUCUGGCAAAUUGUCCCGACGAAGUCGUUGCCUCCUACUGGGCGGGGUCGCAUUGUUCGCCACAAAGAUGUGAUCCAACUAUUGCACGUGAACACUGAUUCUAACCUCCUCACCCACGAUGUUGCGUCACCCUUGAUGCCCACGAAUCAAGAGUUCACUACAUGGCCUGCGAAUGAUACCACUCGAUACGAUGACACUCUUUUCGAGGUCAACAUCCUCGAAGCUCACGAUGGGGAACCGUGGAAGACCAAGUCGGGCCAAUUUAGACUUGUUCAUGUUCCGACUCGCGUGUCUAUGUGGACUCAUUCGCAACCCCUCCCCGACUGGGCUUUCAAGCAGCAAGAGAUAAACGGGAAUAAAAACGCGCAGGACAGAACAGCUACAUGGUUUGUGGAUGAGAUUGUAAGUGACGAAACCGGGAAUGAUAUAAGAAAUCGAACGGGUACCGUGGAAGACAAACCGGUGAAACGCCUGAAUUUCUUCCGAAAAUUCUUCGAACUGCAGAUGUUGAUGUUGCAACAUAACGCUGGUUUAACAGCCUCCCACCCUUAUGCCAGUGGACCUAUCAAUUGGCCUUUCCUCAUCAGUGGUAUCAGUUUCUGGACGCAUAAUGAUACACAAAGACAGAUCUAUAUGAUUGGAAACAUCAUUGGUUGGUGGACAUGCGUCAUGGCUCUCUCGAUUUAUGUCGGGAUUAUUGGCGCAGAUCUGCUCGCGCGGAGGCGGGGAGUGUAUCCUAUCCCAGAUCCUCUGCGAAAUCGGCUAUGGAACUCCACCGGAUUGUUCUUUGCAGCGUGGGCAUACCACUAUUUCCCGUUCUUCUUGAUGAGCCGUCAGCUAUUCAUCCACCAUUAUCUACCGGCCCAUCUGGCAUCAGCGUUGCUUGCCGGUGGCGUUUUCAACUUCAUCGUGUCCGAGACGAUCAACUAUCCUAUUUCUGUUGCUGGUCCAAGCACGCGUCUGCGACCAAAGACCCAUGCAGAGCUUGGACUGCGGUCUUUCAUCGCUGUUGGAGUUUUUGUCUCAGCUCUCAUUGCAAUGUUUAUCUUCCUCUCCCCACUUACCUACGGUACUCCAGGACUGGAUGGGAAUCAAGUGAAUCGCAGGAGACUACUGUCGACCUGGACCUUACACUUCGCAGGAAAAUGA